This is a messenger RNA of Silurus meridionalis, 1169 nucleotides long. It is a transcript of the gene pdcd2l, whose product is annotated as programmed cell death 2-like. The coding region runs from base 62 to 1132 and encodes 356 amino acids. The transcript has 6 exons. Lineage: Eukaryota; Metazoa; Chordata; Actinopteri; Siluriformes; Siluridae. The record is from RefSeq and is a predicted model, not a curated record. Gene Ontology annotation, cellular component: cytoplasm.
UCAAGUGUGUUCACGGGGAGGAACAUGUGGGUUCAGUAUCACAGCUCACACACACGCGAUAAUGGAGGAAUCGCCACUUAUAGGAAUAUGUGACGGUACACUCGAUAAAAAGAAAGACACUUAUUAUUACACAAAUAAAAUUGGAGGAUGUCCGGAUCUGAUGCCUGGUGUAUCUAACGUACAUCAUCAGUGCACGCUUUGUGGUGGGUUCCUUAGUCAUGUUGUUCAAAUAUACUGCCCCCUUGCGGUGUCCCCAUUUCACCGCACCAUUAAUGUAUUUGCCUGCACCUCUCCACAGUGUCAGUGCAAACCAGAAAGCUGGAAAGCGCUCCGUUCACAGUGUUUGGAGUCUGAGAUAAAAGAGCCUUCACAGUGUCCGAUUUCCGAUAGAACACCAGUUUCCACCACAGACUGGUGUGACGAUGCAGAUGACUGGGGAAUAGACUCCGAGGAGAAUGUGGGCAAUGAGCAGACUCUUACAACUCUGCUUGAGACAAACACUCUUGCAGCAAGCCUGGAAGUCAGCAGUAGGCUUCAAGACCUCUGUAUAAACGUGUCAACGGGUGUUGAAGCUGCCAGACCACCUACAGAUACUCCCACCUUUCAGACCUUCUACGUCUCUGUGGUGGAUGAGACAGAUCUUUGGGGCCAGAAUGAUCUGGAUCAUGCUAAUGAACUACUGAAGGCGUAUGAGGAGAGGGAGGGUGUGGCUGUCAGGGAGAUUGCAUGCUGUAAAGGUGAAGGAGGGGACGAGGCAUAUGAAAAAACCAAAGCCAAACAUGGAGAUGCAGUCUUCUCCAGUUUCAUGAAGAAAAUCUCGAUCUGUCCAGAGCAAGUGCUUCGAUACAGUUGGAGCGGGACACCAUUAUUUAUAAUGGAACCUCCUUCAAACAUAAAUCAGAUGGUGCCUCCUUGUGCACACUGCGGCAGUCCUAGAGUUUUUGAAUUUCAGUUAAUGCCAGCACUGGUCAGUUUGCUGCGCAGUACACAGCUAAGUUCAGAGCCUGCAGUUGAGUUUGGAACUGUUUUGGUUUAUACCUGCAGAGACAGUUGUUGGACAUCUGGAUCAAGCUGUCCUAUUGAGGAAUUCCAUGUUGUACAAACUGAUCCUGACCAAAAGCUCUUUAAAUAAUAGUAAAAAAUAAGAUAAUAAAACAUAAAUUAACAAA